Messenger RNA from Xyrichtys novacula (pearly razorfish), 2256 nucleotides. Lineage: Eukaryota; Metazoa; Chordata; Actinopteri; Labriformes; Labridae. The record is from the annotation of a GenBank genome assembly.
AUGGAUGUUCAUAGAGGAGAGGAGUUGGAUUCUCUGGACUUUACCUGUGAAGCAGCAGCAGAGGAGAGUCCAGAUGAGGACGCAGAUCACAGUCAUGUUUCUGAUCAGGAGGAGGAGGAGGAGGAUUUCUGUGUCUUCUGUUGUGAUGAAGGACAGCUGUCAGUCAUCCAGUCUUCAACUCUCAGGACUAUAAAGUCUCCCAGAGCACUGGAGCAUGCUGCUGCUCAUGCAAACUCACCCUCUAUGGAAAUGACUCCUAUGAAUGGACAAAUGCACUCAUCAACUCUGCUGCAGGUGUUGUGUCAUGUUAUGUUCAGGAAAGAAGGAGAGCUGAAAGAGGACACAAGUUUAGUCCAAAGGUGUUUUUAGAGGAGAGAGAGCUCCUGUCUAUGAAGGCCUUAGUUUCUGGAGUGGACCAUCUCCAUCAGUCUGAGGGUCACCUGAUCCACUACACAGAGAGAGAGAUGAAGAAAGAGCUUCAAUAAACUUCAGCACAAGAGGUCACUACAGCUGACUACAGUUGAGAAGAUGAAACUGAUCUCAGCUCUUUCACUUCCCUCUUACUCCAGUAACCAUGGCAACAGACAGGCAUCGCUGCUCAACCAUGACUACAGACAUGUUUCAGUGCUAUAAAAGAAGUCCUUAGUGCCUCUGAAAACCAUGAAAAAUAAUAAAGAUUUAAGGUUUUCAAUUUUAUACACUUUGUCAAAAUAAAUUAAAACUUUCAAAGAAAAACAAUUAGCCGACAUAUUGUUGUGAAAAAGUUUGGAGCUUUUUUAAAGAAUUACUUCAGGCAGAAAACCUUUAAAAAAGUUAUUAUCAAAUUCAAAAAAGUUCCUGGAUUUAUUUUAAAGUUUGGCCAGUUAACUUGGAAAAUAAUUCAGUCCAAUUAACCCACAGAAUGAAUGUUUUCAACUGAGACAUACGAACUGAUGUUGUAAACUGAGGUCCCGUUGUAAGUAAGCAGGUGUUGUGGCAAUGAAACUCUUUUUAAUCAAUGAGCUUAAUGACAAAAGAAGUUUAUUGAUCUGAUGAUAGGAGUCAUUUCCAUAGAGAGUGAGUUUGCAUGAGCAGCAGCAUGCUCCAGUGCUCUGGGAGACUUUAUAGUCCUGAGAGUUGAAGACUGGAUGACUGACAGCUGUCCUUCAGAUUAACUCCAACAGGGCCUUAGAUUAUAGACAUGAUGAUGAUGAUGAUGUUCAAUAAUGGAUUAAUCAAUUCAUCUCCUGAUUGAUCAAACAGCUUUCCUGACUUGUAUCAUGAAGGUUUAGGUUUGUUCUUCUUCAUCCAUCUAUUUGGAGAGAUUUCUACAGUCUUAGCCCGAUGCUGAGGACAAUGAAUGUCAACUAUUCAAUAAAUCAAUAAAGAUCUUCAAAAACUGGAUUCAUUCAAAUGAGACUCUUUUGAACCCGACUGGUGAGGAUUUCAACUCACAUGAAGAACAUUAGAUCAUCUUAUUGAUCGAUUGAUUGACUGAUGAGUAUUGAUAUGUAUUUCCUCAGAAUAGUCAAAAGUGUAAUGUUUGAAUGGUCUGAUAGUGUUUGUGUUAUUUCAGUGAUUUUCAGUGGGGUUAGUCAGUGUGUGAGUGUCUCUGUGCUGAUGUGCAUGAGAGGUUUCUUAAAGGGAAGUGAAAGUCCAUGAAGAAGAAAAUCAACGUUCAACAUGAAAGCUGUCCCAGUGUCUGCUGUUUGAUUGACAGCUGUGUGCUCCCUGUCCUCUAAGCUGAUUGGUGUCUCCUAGGUGAUUCCCCUCCCAAACUGACGGUGCUGCCCCCCUCCAAAGACGAGCUGGAGCACAGGCAGGGCAAGGCCAGGCUCAUGUGCCUGGCCAACAAGGGCUUCCCCUCAGACUGGACUCUGGUCUGGAAGGUGGACGGCAGCAGCAGCAGCAGCUGGGAGGAGAGCAGGAGCCCUGCGGUGCUGGAGAAGGACGGUAAAUACACCUGGAGCAGCACCCUGAGGCUCCCUGCAGACCAGUGGGACAAGGUGGUCUCUGUGACCUGUGAGGCCACCCAGGGCUCCCAGACUCCGGUCUCAAAGACCCUGAGGAGAGACGAGUGUUCCCAGUAGUGAUCUGAUUCACUGGAACCCUGAUUCAGUUUUUCCUCUCUUCCUGCUCUCAGUCUAAACUCUCUCUCUCUCUCUCUCUCUCUCUCUCUCUCUCUCUCUCUUUCUUCGUCUCUUCUCAAACAUGUUUUUCCUUUUUCUCUCUUUGAUCGUUUCAGAAGUUUAACUCAAUAAAAACAUUACAUUAAAG